Molecule: messenger RNA, 1011 nt
Organism: Panicum hallii
Lineage: Eukaryota; Viridiplantae; Streptophyta; Magnoliopsida; Poales; Poaceae
Product: cell surface glycoprotein 1-like
Exons: 2
Coding region: 1-1011 (336 amino acids)
Source: RefSeq, a predicted model, not a curated record
AUGGUCCAUCAGAAGGAAGACCAAAAUAGUGGACAAGUGAGCACCAAUCCUUCUGUUACCCCUGCCGAAACCAAUAACCAAACACCAGCAGACAAGCCCGGCAAGGAGUCAAGCUCCUCAUCUGCUGCUUCAUCAGAAGACAUAGAUGACGAUGAAUUCUUUCAGAUAGAGGGUCCAAUACUAGGCAGCACACUAUCGUUUGGUCAAAACCCAGUAAUCACAGAUAUCAGGCAACAGAGCAGUUCAUCUUCAAAUCAUGGAAGUCAUGCCCCCACUGACCCAAAGCAGUCACCAUCGGUGCAGGCCAUGUCUAGGGCGCCAGAUGAGUGUCCAGACCCUAAAAGAAUCCCAUCGUCCAUCUUUGCAAGGUCAAAAUCGUCGUCGCCGACGGACUGGAGCGUGACGUCAAAUGAAUCUCUGUUUAGCAUCAAUGUUGGGAACGCGAGCUUUUCAAAGGACCAUUUCUUCUUGUAUGGCAAGUCAGGUGAACUGAGCAACCCCAAUGACCCAUUGGCGCCACUGCCGCCAUUGCCAAGGCCGAGCACCAGCUCUAGCCCCAUGAGAAGUGAGAAGGCCAAGAUAACCGCACAGGCCAGUGCAAAACUGAAGCCUGCUGCUACCAGGGAAGGGGACCAAGAUGGGGAUGGCACUACAGAUUAUAUCCAUAGCCUGUCACACCGUUCCGAUGCUAGCGCAACAAGCUUCGCAUUCCCAAUAUUGGCUAGUGAUGAGAGAAAUAGUGGAUCCGUGAAGGAUGACCCUCCUGAGCUUGCGCGGCAAAGCACAUCACAUUCGCAGUCGUCCCAACAGGCAGAGCCUCCUGCUGAGCAGCAGGAAGCUCCGAAAGUUCAAGCCGAAGCCAAGACACGGGAAGCUGAUCAAGAAGCCCCGGAACCAACCCCAGAACUAGCACCGGCGCCGGCACCGGCGUCGGCGGCAGAACCAACGCCGCAACCAUCAGCCGCGGCGAAAUGGUUUCCUUGCUGCUCUUGCUGCCCAUUCUGUUGCUGA